AUGUUAAUAAGUGGCUACCACGCCAUUGGUCUGCCGCUACCGCAUAGCUCCUUUCGGCGCUUUAUUUACGCAAAGAAACACGAAGCAAAGAAGGACAAACCCGAAAAUGUCAAUGGCAGCUCCGAGUCUAUUCUAGUACCUGGGCGUACCGUUUAUCUCGUGAAUUUACCAUCAAUUGCUUCGAAUAUGUGGUUACGCGCGUGUUUGGAGCCUCUGGGGACAAUUCAAGAUAUAAUUGUGAAGAGUUUGGAGCAAUUGCAUGAAGAAAACGACAAUAGCAAUGAUUUAGGCAAUCGGUGGACAGCGCACGUAGUAUUUAAAUCAAAGGAAUCGGUGGACAAGCUGCUUCAAAUAGACGUGUUGGAGACGCCUGUGGCAAUUAAAACGUGUGGUUUGCAAGCGUAUACAUCCAAGUAUCAUCAGAAUCGUUCAGGAUUUUCCGAAAUUAAAGAAAUAGCUGAUCGGUAUAUGGCAUCGUUUGAUGAGAUGGAAAUGACGGAUUUACGUCGUCGGGAGGAACUUAAGAAUCAAGUGGAUGAAGAUGGAUUUCAAGUAGUCGUGAAUACUAAAAAGCGUGGAUUUAUACAGUCGGAGACACUGACAGCUCGACCUGCUAAGAAAGAGAAAAACAAAAAAGUUGAGAAUUUCUAUCGAUUUCAAACACGCGAGAAGAAACGAGAUCAGCUCAAGACAUUGCGUGAGCGUUUUGAAGAGGAUCGACAGAUUGUUGAAAAGAUGAAGAAAGCUAAUAAAUUCAUUCCGGAAUAA
Plasmopara halstedii is the source of this 768-nucleotide messenger RNA. RefSeq names its product rRNA processing protein RRP7. Gene Ontology annotation, biological process: rRNA processing; ribosomal small subunit assembly. Bases 1 to 768 code for a protein of 255 amino acids. The transcript is spliced from 3 exons. Lineage: Eukaryota; Oomycota; Peronosporomycetes; Peronosporales; Peronosporaceae. Gene Ontology annotation, cellular component: UTP-C complex; CURI complex. Gene Ontology annotation, molecular function: nucleic acid binding. The record is from RefSeq and is a predicted model, not a curated record.